CCUACUGCGUCCGAGAAUAAAUAAAUAGAGUUUGGACGCUGUUUAUAGAGCGGCCUCGAUUUGUUGCAAACCCGGCGAUUUCCGGAAUGCUGCCGUCUACUGGGCUGUUCAAGGACUUCCUCUGCCCGUACUUUGAUGGCAAGGACGGCCCCGACGACGCGGUGGCCUGCCGUCGUCCCUUCUGCCACUUCAAGCACGCCCGCAAAGACGAUGUGGAGACUGCUCCGCUUGCGGAACCCGCUCCCGUUCCGGAGUACAAGCCGGCGCCCAAGCUGCUCUCCCUGCCCCUGCCCCACAUCCCGCUGUGCGCCCCGAAGAAGAAGAAUAACCUGGAGUACCAUCCGGAGAAGCCGGCUCUGGACGCCUCUCCGGCGAAGAAGAAGCCGGAUGUGGCCGUGGACAGUGCCCCGACGUAUGUGCCCGCCCAGCCGGGCGGCAAAAAUGGAGACGGUGGUGGCAACGACGACGACUGGCAGGCGGUUCUCGAGAAGGAGAUCGACGAGCAGAUCCAGAUUGAGAUCGAGGAAGCGCCAUUGGCUUUGGAGAUAGAAAAAGAAAAGGAGAAGAAAGUGGAUCAUAGGGACAGGCAUGGCCGUGAGCACAAGUCUAGCAAGGAUCGGGAUAAUGACAAGUUAAGGGAAAGGGACAAAGAGAAAGCCAAAGACAAAGACAAGAACAAGGAGAUGGGAAGGAAGGAGAAAAGGGACAAGGACCUGGACAAGGACAAGGAAAGAAAGGACAAGGCAAAGCACAAGAGCAAGUCAUCGCACAGUGACAAAGAUCGCUCGAAGGAGCGCCAUACCUCCAGUUCUAGUUCCUCCCGACACAAAUCGUCGUCCUCCUCCUCCUCGUCCACCCAUAAAAAAUCCUCUAGCAGCGACAAGCAGCGCGAUGAGAAGACCUCAGAGAGCAGACACAAGAGCAGCUCCUCGUCAUCUGAUUCGAAGAGUCGCCCAGACAACUCCAGUUCCUCGAGCUCCCGCUCCAAGUCGAAGAGCAGCUCCAGCUCAACCAGCAAGAGCUCCAACACCGGCAAUGGCCCCUCCAAGAGGGAGCCGGAAGCCGAAAAGGAAGACAAAGCUGCUGAUGACCUUGAUGAACUGGACUUCGACUUUGAAGUGGACACCUCCGAGGGAGAGAUCGUGCGCCAGUGUGAGAUGAUUUUCGACGAGCUGGAGACCAAGUUUGCCCAAAUGCACAAAUCCGAAGCCGACGGUGAGAGCGGAGACGCUCCCAGUAGCUCCCGCAAACGUAAAGCUCCAUCCCCAGACAUUGAUACCUACACAGAGGCGGUAACGGCGGCGCUGCAGAAGAGGCGGGUGGCCCAUGAGAACGCGGACAAAAGCAGGCCGGUAGCGGCGCCAGCACCGGCAGUGGGCAAACCGAAUCAUAUCCGCAAUGCGAUGCAGGCGAUUUUCGAUCGCCGAGCGGAAAUUCGCCGCCAGGAGAGGCUGCAGGCGGCGGCAGCUAGCGAGCAACUGCGUCAGGCCCAGGAGCGGGUGCGAAAGGCGCAGGAAGAGCUCCGUCAGGCCCAGGUCAACUCAAAUCUCACACCGCUAAUCUCGCGCAGCGCCCUGACUCCGCCCGUUCGUACAGCUCGAAGCAUUGCUCCUGUGGCCAACAUUGUGGCCAUAGCUCGAGCCAAGAAGAAGAUCGAGGAGCUGCAAGCCGAAAAGAAACCCGCCUUCACACCUGCCCAGUCCUUUAAAGGCACCGGUCGGGUGGCCCACAAGUCAACGGUUGCCCUAGACAAGAGUGCCCCGGCAGCCAAUGGCGUCAAUGCCGAGAAGCCGACCGUGCUGGAGCCGCGCAGCUCCAAAAUAUCGUACAACGUGCGCACACAGUAUUACGAGAUGAUGGUGAAGCAUUGCACCGUUAUCUAUCCGAAUCUGACCGAUGCCUGGGAGCGGGCGCAGGUGGAGGAGCUGGCCGUGUUCAAGAAAUGCAACACGGCAGCCAUCUACAAGAACAGCUGCAUGCUGGCGAUCAACAAGCUGCGCAAGGAGGCUGUCGAGGCUGGUAACCGGCCAAGUGCGGCCUGCAAGACGGUCUCCCACGAGAUGAUGCUGGGCGGCAAGCGGGCCCUUACCACAUCCUGGAGCGUCGAGAAGAAGGAAAAACUCGGGUUCUCGGGCAGCGGUGAACCUUUCGACGCUUUAGAUCCCCAGAAAGCCUACGAAAUGGUGUUUGAUUUGCGCCUCACGGACGAGCAACUGGUGGAGAACGGAUAUCCCCGCCCGGGGGCUAAGCGCGGCUCGGCAGUGAUACGCGCCUGCCGUCCCAACCGGCGACCCAACGAGAGCGAACGGUAUUGCUCCCGCUGCGGCAAGGUGUUCAGCCUGGACAUCUACGAUCGGCACGGAGCCGACAUGUGUAACUAUCAUCCCAAGAGCACUGGGUAUCGACGAGGAUUCACCGACAAUCAGCACCGAUGCUGCCAGCAGCCGGCGGGCACUCCGGGCUGCACCUACGCCAACUACCACGUCAGCGACUACUACGACCCGGACAAGCUCACCUGUUUUGUGAAGACGAUCGAACGAGAGGAGGAAUACGUUCCCACCAAGAAGGAUAUCUUCGCCUUGGACUGCGAGAUGUGCUAUACCACGCACGGCAUAGAGUUGACCCGCGUCACAGUGGUGGACAUCACCGGGCGCAGCGUCUACGAUGCUCUGGUCAAGCCGGACAACCAGAUUGUGGACUAUAAUACCACCUACUCUGGUAUCACGGAGGCCAUGCUCUCCACUCAGACGCGCACUCUAAGAGAUGUACAGGCCGUUCUGAUGUCCAUGUUUCAUGCCAGAACCGUGCUGGUGGGCCACAGCCUGGAGAGCGAUCUGAAGGCUUUGAAGAUCAUCCACGACGUAGUUGUGGACACCUCGGUGCUCUUCCCCCACAAGAUGGGGCCGCCCAAGAAGCGCGCUCUGAAGACGCUGUGCAUUGAGCACCUGAAGCGCAUCAUACAGGAGAAUGAGGCCGGCCACGAUAGUGCCGAGGAUGCGGAGGUGUGCAUUCAACUGAUCAAGUUCUAUCUGCGCAACAAAAUAAGCUGAGCUGCUCCCGCUGGUCGCCUCCUCUGCCAGAAGCAAUCGGUUCAAAAGCAUUACAUACAUCUGUUAAUAUGUAUACUGCGUUCAUCCCGUAAUCAAAGUCUUAGACCCCCAAAUAAACGAACAGUGUGUAAAAUGUU
Messenger RNA from Drosophila kikkawai, 3187 nucleotides. RefSeq names its product RNA exonuclease 1 homolog. Gene Ontology annotation, molecular function: nucleic acid binding; exonuclease activity. Lineage: Eukaryota; Metazoa; Arthropoda; Insecta; Diptera; Drosophilidae. Gene Ontology annotation, cellular component: nucleus. The record is from RefSeq and is a predicted model, not a curated record.